AAUCUCUCUAUGGUUGAUAGGUAAAGAAGUCUGCUAUGAUAGACUUGGAUGCUUCUCAGAUAAGCUGCCAUGGUCCGGAAGCCUUCAGAGACCAAAGAUACCACUGCCAUGGACACCAGAAACAAUUAACACCCGCUUCUUCCUCCUGACAAGGGAAAACCCCAAGAAGCACCAGGAAAUCUCUGCGAAGAAUAUUUCACACGUUAAAGCUUCAUUAUUCCAGACGGCUAGAAGGACAUGUUUCAUAAUACACGGGCUGGGCGACAGUGCGGAGAAUAACUGGGUGCCGCUCUUGUGCCGGGAGAUUCUAUGGGCAGAAGACGUGAACUGUAUCGGCGUGGACUGGCAUCACGGCUCCGGGAAUUUGCUGAUAUACCCACAGGCCACAAGCAACGUCCAGGUUGUAGGAGCUGAGAUUGCCGACGUGCUCAGAAGAUGGCAGGAAGAGCUGGAAUACUCUCCAUCCAACAUUCACUUAAUUGGGCAUAGCCUAGGAGCUCAUGUAGCCGGAGAAGCUGGAAAGAGACACCGUGGAAUUAGGAGAAUCACAGGCCUGGACCCAGCCCGGCUAUACUUUGAGAACACUCCUGAUGAAGUUUCCCUCGAUGUAUCUGACGCUGAUUUUGUUGAUGUGAUUCAUACGGACACUGAGCCACUUGUUGGUCUCGGUAUAGUAAAGCCAGUUGGACACUUUGAUUUCUAUCCAAAUGGAGGAAGACAAAUGACUGGAUGUCCCAACAAGUUCAGCUUCUCUAUUAACAUGGACAUGAAUGCAAUAAUUGAAACAAUAGCAUGUAAUCACCUCCGGGCGUUCCAGUACUACGCAGAGAGCAUCAGAAAUCCUCGCGGCUUCCAUAGCUAUCCCUGUCCCAGCUAUGACAUGUUUAUAAGAGGUACCUGUUUUCCUUGCCCAUCUGGUGGAUGCCCUUCCAUGGGGUAUUAUUCAGAAUCAUCAUCCGGCCUCACUGAAGAGCAUCAGACUUUCUAUUUAAACACUGGAGGGAUUCUCGACCAUUUCUCAAGUUAUAGGUAUAAAAUCUAUCUUUCUUUAACUGGAAAAAGAAUCAUUUCUGGGCAAAUUACCAUAUCCUUGUUUGGUAAUGGAGUCUUUACCACAGAGUAUGAGGUUAUACAAGGCACUUUCUUACCUGGUACAACAUACUUUGGAUUCAUUGAUUCUGAUCUUCCGAUGGAUGGCAUUAGUUCUGUGACUUUCCGCUGGACUCAGCCUUCGCUAUUGUUAAACUAUUGUUAUUUCCAUUUGGGGGCAGAGAAAAUAUAUAUACAGUCAGGAGAAGAUGGAACUAUGUAA
Messenger RNA from Pseudophryne corroboree (corroboree frog), 1312 nucleotides. Its product is annotated as pancreatic lipase-related protein 2-like. Gene Ontology annotation, biological process: lipid catabolic process. The annotation marks the transcript as partial. Gene Ontology annotation, molecular function: protein binding; triacylglycerol lipase activity. The record is from RefSeq and is a predicted model, not a curated record. Lineage: Eukaryota; Metazoa; Chordata; Amphibia; Anura; Myobatrachidae. The transcript is spliced from 10 exons.